GGGCGAGCGUCGCAGAGUCUCACUUUCGUGGCCUCGGACUCCCGGACUCACCGCAGCCCAGCAGCAGCGCUCGUCGGCCGUCUCGGAUUCGUGGUCGGAUCGGAAAGUUUCUGCUGCGCCCCCUCGGCCUCGCGCUGCCGCCGGUACCUGCCGCGCGCUUCCCCGUUUGCGGUUUUCGAAUUGGUGACCAACUGAGCUCGGGAGGCGGAUUGUGCUCUUCGGGGCGGGCCGCCCCGUAGGGUUUGCGGUCAGUGUGGUCGGGCUCGGUGUGAUGAUGAUGGAGUACCUGGCCGAAGGGGAGAGGAUGGAUGGCACGUCAGGCCUGCAGAACCUGGGGUCGGAGAGGGAGACGUGGAUUGACGAGGAGGUGGAGGCGCUGCUAGACGUUUGGGGCGAUACGUACAUUCACGUGAAGCGGGAGAAUUUGGGGAAGCGGCAUUGGGAGACGGUGGUGCGCGAGGUGAACGCGCGGCUGACGCACCAGCGGGAGCAGCCGCAGAUGAAGAACAAGAUUGACUCGCUGAAGAAGCGGUAUAAGCGAGAGAAGCUGAGCAAGGGCGAGAGCGACCGGAGUUUGAUCACGUGGAAGUGGUACGAUCGGUGCGACAUGCUGUGGGGGACGCCGAAGCGGGAGAUGUGCGGCAUUGGCAUUGGCCCAGUGGGCGGGGUACACCCGCUCCAGCAUCGCGUGGAGGCCGCCCAUGCCCAUCCGGCGGACGUGAUGCACCACCAGGACAGCGGCCGGUUGGUUCCGUUUGUGGCCGCGAUGCAGCCCGAGGUUAAUGGCGAUCACCAGGGCGUGAACGUGAAGGACGGUGCGGCGUCGAGGAUCGGCGAUUGUCACGAGGAGCAUUGUCCUCCGCGUGCCGAUCAGGCUCCGCCGUCUCCGUGCACCCGUUGCCGCGGCAAUGCGGGUGUGGAGCCCAGCAGAGAGAACGUGAAGCGCAGGAAGCUGGGGACUGGCAUCACGGCUGCGAACCUGGCGAAGAUCGUUCAGGGCUUCGCAGACACGUGCGCUCGCGUGGAACAGGCGAAGAUGGAGAUGAACGUGGCCAUGGAACAGCGGCGGCUGGAGUUUCUGGAGAGGAUGGAGCAGAGACGGCAGGAGAGCGAGGAUAGGCACAGGGAGAGGAAGCUGAAGAUGGAGGAGCGGCGGCUGGAGCUGCAACAGAAGCUGGCGGAUCAGAAGCUGGAGAUGCAGGAGAAGCACAUGGAGAGACGGGAGAAUCUGAAGCUGGAAAUCAUGCGCCUGCGGCUGCAGGCGAUAGGGCAGGGGAACAAGGCGCCCGUGAUGGAGCAGCAGGCGGUACAGACGUGCGAGAAGUUUAGCAGCUCGAACAUCACGACGUGCAUUUGAGUGUCCGGCUGCACGCAUGCGUGUAGAAAUCUUUCAACUCCUCGGUCUCGUGGUACGCUUGUCGAUAUAUAGUGCUAUUUGUGUACAGGAAGGCAGUGCGACGCUUGCAGAU
Messenger RNA from Physcomitrium patens, 1469 nucleotides. RefSeq lists its product as uncharacterized. NCBI's taxonomy places the organism in Eukaryota, Viridiplantae, Streptophyta, Bryopsida, Funariales, Funariaceae. The record is from RefSeq and is a predicted model, not a curated record.